Messenger RNA from Acytostelium subglobosum LB1, 939 nucleotides. RefSeq lists its product as hypothetical. NCBI's taxonomy places the organism in Eukaryota, Evosea, Eumycetozoa, Acytosteliales, Acytosteliaceae. The coding region runs from base 1 to 939 and encodes 312 amino acids. The record is from RefSeq and is a predicted model, not a curated record. The transcript has 3 exons.
AUGCCUUACAAUGUCAAGCAUGUCAAGCACUUUGAGAAAGAUAGCAGCGAGUCUUUGGAGGAAUUUAUCCAAGAAGCCGUUCCGGUCUUCAAAGAGGGAUGGCUUGGAAAGAGGAAAGGAAAGGAGAACAAAACCUUCUGGGUUGAAGUUAUAAAUGGACAACUCAAAGUAUAUAAAUCAAAUAAGAAGGAUAAGUUAGUAGGAUCGAUAGAGAUAUUUGGUAGUAUCCUUUAUGAUAAAGAUAUUAGUUUGACUGAGUUUGGAAUCAAGUCCAACGAGUUGAAGGAUAGAUGGACUUUUGUUGGCUCAGAGAGUACCGAGAUUGAAGAGUGGAAAUCAACUUUGUUGGGUGCAGGUGCUAUUUCUAUUAAGGUGGACGAGAUUGCAAAGAAGAAGAUCUAUCUGACAGCUCAAAGAAAGAAGUUAUCCAAACUGAAGCAGGAGGAGGAAUAUAUCAACCAAGAAAAGUCCAAACGAACUAAUGGACUAUCAGUUGAUGGUGCAUCUCUUCAAACGGGAGAGAGUAUAUUUGACGAAGAACUACUUAGAAUGCACUGGGACAUCGUCCCGAUUGUAAUAAGAGAUUCCCAUGACAACGAUGUCAAGGAGUUGAAACAAUAUAGUUUCAAGAUCAAGGUAUCCAUUGGCGACUUCCAUUGGAGUAUUAAUAGGUCAUAUAGUAUGGUUGAGAAGUAUAUCAAGAAUGUAAAGACACUACUACCAGUUAACGGUUGUUUGGAGGAGAAUGUUGAAGAUAAGAAUCAUGCAAACGCCUAUGAUGUCCAAACAAACAUGAACACAUUUGUAAAGAUCAUCGUUGGCAAUAGAGAAUGGAUCAUUAGAGAUAAGAAGUAUAGAAAAGGAUUCAUCAAGUUCAUUGCACCACUUCAAUGGCAAGAUGAGAAACCAGAUGGUUUCGUACUACCCUUCAGUCUAUAA